Molecule: messenger RNA, 32564 nt
Organism: Cinara cedri
Lineage: Eukaryota; Metazoa; Arthropoda; Insecta; Hemiptera; Aphididae
Source: the annotation of a GenBank genome assembly
GGUGUUUGUCAAUUGCGCCGAUUUUGGAACACUAUUUAUAAUAUAAUAUAAUAUACAUCCAAAAAAGGUAUACUAAAAAAGUAAAAGUAUAUCAAUUGCGCCGGAUCAUUUUUACGGUAACUAAAAUAAUAAUAAUACGAAUUUAAUAAAAAUUUAUAAAUUGGAUCGUUGCUACUUGUAUGUAUAGGAAUAACGUUGAAUGUUUUUGAAUGCCGUUGAUAUUUGCAACUUUUACUUUUCUAAAAUAUAUAUUGAAAAUUAACACUAUGAAAAUAAGAAAAAGCUGUCCUAGGAUAAUAGAGAUGGGUGCAGUCGCUGUUGUAGGUAAUUUAAUGUAUACCUGUAAGCGAUGAUAAACCAUUACUAACGAAAAAACGAUUCUGAGCGGAGUUCAGUUUAUAGUAAUGCUUUUUCAAUAAUAUAUAUAUAUAUAUGGAAUAUUAUAGUAAAAUAAUUAAAUAGGCAUUAAAUAUUUUCUUCAAUGAUAUUUAUUUAAUAUUGUGCCGAUUUUCCCGUUUUUCCUACGUUUUUCCCAUGUCUUUUCUUGGGUUUUUACAUUUAAUGGAGAAAACUUUGGAGAAAAUCGAAAAAUGACCUCCCUAAAGUACCUUCCCUGUCAAAUUUUUUUCAGAAAAAGUGUUAUCAUUGUAAAUCGAAGCAAACUUGCUAAAAAGUUGUUCACAGGGAAAACAAGACCGAAAUAUUUUUAACCAAUAUCUACCUAUACGUAUUUUCCUACAUUUUUCCGGUUAUCCUCUGUUUUUUCCAGUUUUCCCAGUUGUUAAUAAAAAAUCCUGUGAAAAUCAAAAAUUACCUUCUUAAAGUACCUCCUCACAUCGAUUUCUUUUUAGAAAAGGUGCUACACUUAAAAAUCGGAACAAAAUUUCUGGUAGAAAAGUUGCGCAUAGAUUGUAGAAAGUCGCGCAACUCAGAAUUUAAAAAUGCAUUGAUACUAUAGGUAUAAUAAAGAUUUUUGUUAACGAUUAUUUACGUUUUUAUUUUUUUUUCAUACUUUUUAUUUUUAAUCUACAUUUUAUUUCUUGACGAUUUUCAUUCUCAUCCAUGAGUGAAGUUGAAUCGUUUUCAAAACUUCACAAAUAAAAAUAUUAUUUGGAUGGGGUGAAUAAAAAUAACUCCCAAAUGUUGCAGAGAGAAAGGAAUUUGUACUUUUUUCCUCUGAUAUAUAACACGAUACCCAAAGAUACGGUGAAAAAGUUGCAUGUCCAUCAAUAUAAUAUGACAUUGUAUCAACGAGAUAAUAACAAAAUUAACUAAUUCGCAUUUUUAUAUAUUUAGAAAUCUAUAGGUAAAUAACAUACAAUUAAUAUGAAACGCUUUCGAAUUUCGAUCGGCGCAGUUGAUGUGUACAUUAUUAUGGUUGUUGUACAUCUAUUUUUUAUCCCAUCAUUUUACUUUUUUUUUACCUGCGAUUUCCGUUGCAAUUGAUUUGUACAUCUCCGAUAUUAUUAUUGGAUAUCAACUCAAACAUAACGUCAUAUCCGAUGUGGUACCCAUAAUAGGUAUACAUAUAUUACAUUAUAUAUGUGUAAGCAUGUAUAGUAUUUAUCGAUAGAGAGAAAAUUCGAAGCGGUCACAAGUUCAAUUGACCGACACAUAUCGAUCAGUUCGACAAACUGUGAAAUAUAACUUCCGCUCGUGUUCGUAACUAUUAUACACGUAAUAUAUUAUAUAUAUUAUAUUUUUCGAGUGUACAUCGCCGACAUCGCCGUUGAACACAAUAUACGGCUCGUACCGCAUUAUAAAUGUUUGAGGACAUAGACCUCGAAAUCGUUUAUAUUGGAGUAAGUAUCUGUCGGCGCGGUGUGUGUUGUCAAAAAUAAUGUUACGGUAAAAAAAAAAAAAAAAAAUGUUUAUAAAAUAAUAAUAUUAUUAUAGUAUAACGUUGAAUUCAUACAAGUGGCGCAACCAGUGUAGGGAAUUUUUUUUUCACGAAUUCUUCGUAUUACGUAUAGUUGCAUAAUUCGUAUUGCACUAUUACAGACGUUUCUUUGUAAUUGUAAAUACGUAUUCGUCAUGCACGUCACCUAUUUAGUAAUUUACUAUCCCAAAAACCUGUCCAGAAAAUUUUUUUUAAAUUCAUAAUGCAACCCUCUCCCUAUUUGUGCCACUGGGAACAAUUAAUAAGAAUAACUGAUUUCUAUAAUGAUGUGAUAUAGUAAAAAUAUUUCUGUUUUUUUUUUUUUUUUUUUGGUUUAAUGUAACUAAUUUUAACUUGUAAGGCAUAAUAUAUUAUACUUGUAUAUUCUUAAUACAUAAAUUCCGAAAAAUGAACCAAAAUGUUGAAACUUUUUGAUUUUUUUUUCUUUAUAGGAAAUUUUUUUCCUUUUUAAUGCAUUCUAUGGUAUUUUCAAUAAUUUAUUUUUUUUCUUCUUAAUUUACGCUUAUAAUACACAAUAUAAAUUAAAUAUACCUAAAGCAAAUACAAAACUAUUAUUUUUAAAAUAUUUAAUAAAAGUCACGCACCCAGAACUCUUAAGUCUUGAACAACUUGCAUGUCAUUAUCGACAAAAUACUUAAUAAGUGCAUGCAAUCGAUGAUAUACAAAUGGUCCCUACGUGCUUUUUUUUUUUUUUAUCAAAAACAUAUCGUACCUAUUUACAAUUUAAUUUUAAAGAAAAAAAUAAAUCUUAUUUGCAAUGAACAUAGAUACAGCAAAACAGUAUUCCGAGUUCAAUUUCGAAAGAGAAAGGUUAUUUUAAUACAGAAAAGGAAGCAGUGGUUAGUUAUACUGUUGGGUAUACUCUCUCUUUAUUAGUUAUUCAACGCAUCAUUAUACGAUUCUGAGUAAUGCGCUCGAAAUUAUAUCUAAAGUGACAUAUUUUAUAUUUUAAUUGUUUGCAAAAAAUAAACAAGCUUUUUUUUAAAUUUAUCAAUUAUCAAUUAAAUUAUAUGAACGAAUAAUACGAGCGGAGUCAUAGGUGUUGUAGAAUAUUAUGUCACAUUAUAUUUUUAUCAAAAAUCUUAGUUAAUCUUAUCUGAUUUUAGAUUUCAAGCUUAGCAAGGAAGUUAUUGGUUUUACUGAGAUGUUUAUUUUUUUUUCUUCUUUCUUCUAGUCUGUGGACACGUUUUUUCCUAAUAAACUUAAUCCGAUUUUUACGUGUAGUAACUUUUAUGAAAGUUCAAGGUGUCUAGGUGGUACUUUAAAGAGAUCAUUUUUUUGAUUUUUGACGCCAUUUUUUAAAUAAAUCACUUAAGUGGGAAAAACGUAGGGAAACGUACAAUUUGACGAUUUCAUUAUUUUAUAAAAACGUGGACGACGAUUUCUACCAGAAAAAAAUUAUUUAAUCGAAAAACCACAAACCCUUUUUUUUGCCUUUUUGAUUUACAUUUUUACGGUAUAAUAGCUAAAACUUUUGAGCCACUUUUGAGUUUUUAAGGAAUUUUAAUUUUUGAGAGUUUUUUGUUGUAAUUCGGUUAUAAAUACACGUAAAGACUUGAAACAUGGUAAUAAUAUUUAUAUUGGACUUACCUAGACAUAGUAAAAUUUCCAAAGUCAUCGGACUUUUUUUUUUUUUAAUGAGCGUUUUGAAAUAAAAUUUAAACGAAAAUCGCGAAAAAGAUUACGGUACUUCAAAUUAUGUACUACCGAACUGCGCUCGGAAUCGUUUUUCGUCAAGCAAUGGUUUAUUGUUGCUUACAGAUAUAUAUGAAAUAACCUUAUGUAUCCUACCUUCUCAACUUCUCACCUACAACGGUGGCCGCUCCCAUCCCCAAUAUCUGCUCUUUUUUUUUUAUUCUGAUGGAAGAUAUAAUUCUACCUAACUAGUUUGUUAUUGUACGUUACAUGUUAAAUUUAUUUGUUAUAUUUUUGCGAUUGACGACGGUUAGGUAUAGUAGUACCUACUAGGACAUAAGUAUACCGACUAGGAAAUAACCAAUAAGAUAACUUUGAUGAAAUAGAUUAUGCUUUUUUUGUUUUUAAAAGUUAUGCAUUUUUAACCAUCCAACCUAAGCUCAGACUUAAAAACAUAUCUGGUUAUGGGCUUCUUGCACUCAGAACACUCCCAUGAUUUCGUAAUCUCUAAAAGAUUUUCAUGAACAAAUUUGAAUACCUACAAUAAGGUUUUAAUCUUUGAAACACAAUGUAGUGACAUCUGCAUAUUAUAUGUUAUUUAUUUGUAUGCAAAUAAGAACAAAAAUACGCCAUUUGCAGUUUUACGUUCACGAAUAAAUCAUGAAUAUUGCAUACCUACCUAUAGUCUAUAAUGACACCAGCGAGUAUCCUAAUUAUCUAUGUACUUAUUACGUCUAAUAUUAAUUUGAAAUUGAUUUUAACCCAUAAUUCGGAUACAAAGAAAUAUUUUUUACGCCUGGGUUUCGAUAAUUUAUCAUUAUAUUUUGUCACCUAAAGUACAAUAUUACUUUAACGAUUGUUUUUAGUGUGUUUUAUAAACAUUUGUUUUUUGUAUUUUUCAAUACGUGGUCUACGCCUGACAUAGGUUAUAUAGAUAUAGGUAUUUAAAAACAUCCGUACCUAAACCUAUAGUCGAUGCCAGAAUUCAAACGCUUUAACCCUGAACAUUUAUACAAAAUAAUAUUAUGCUUACACACAAAUAUUUGUUUCUAUAUUUUUUUUUAUUUUUCUUAUACUAAAAAUCCGAAAAGUAUUAUCGACCAUCUGACUUUGUGUGGUCUAUUUUUGUAAGUCUACUGGUUGGGAUUAUUUGUAUAUAAAAUAUAAAUAGGUAGUUUUAACAAGUAAUUUCAUGAGUUACUACACUCAUGAAAUUACUUCUUAACAUUUUUAAUUUUUUUAAUUUUCUGACAUUUGACAUUUGACUCGGUGUCCAUACAAAAUAGCUGCUCAUAGAGGUCAUCACAUUUGUCACUAUCACAUAAUAUUUUAUAUGUCUCCCUCUUCUUAUAAAGAGUAGAACUAACAUUUAAGUACCUAUGUUACUCGUAUGAUUCUAUAUACAUUAUAAUACAUAAUAUAUUACAAGUUGGUUAAAAAUUUUUUUGAUUUAUGCAUUACGUAAUCCUAUUAAUUUAUAGAUUUUAAAACAAUACAUAAAAUAUUAACUAUAAUAUUUAAAUAAACAACCUUUAUUUAUUUUUUACAAUCAUUUCGUUCUCCUAUAGUAUGACAAUAAGCAAUUAAUUAAAUUGUAUAUUAUACCUACGCUUGUAUAGAUCAAUGUCUAAAUGUCUAAAACUGUAAACAUUUGAAACAAAUAAACCACAUCCAAUGAGUAAUAUAUAACAAUAAUAAUAAUAUAAUAAUAUAGUGUGUGACCGACCGCCGCAAAGGGGCAAGGUUACCAACCUUGUUUCGAGACUGCACUUUUUUGUUAGAACAACGAGAAUUUUGGUCGGAAAUAUGCAUUACUUAUUGACGGAGAUUGGAACGAAAAAAAAAAGAGAGAAGAAAACAAAUAGGUAACUUAAAAAUAUUGUCAAUAAGAGGUUUUUAUCAUGAAAAUUUGUUCUCAUAACACAAGAGCAAGUCUCAUAGAUAUCAACAUCAAAGAAGUUUCUGAUAGCAUUUUUAGAUUCUGAGCAGCAAAUCGAGGAAUAUGUUGGUUUUACAAUGAUGUUUAUUAUUUUUUUUAUACCAUGUACAAAAAUUCUAACAAAAAUCUUGUUCCAAAUGUAUCAAGUAUAGCACCUUUCCUAAAAGGCAAUUUUAUCUAGUUCGUACUUUAGGGAGGUAAUUUUUUUUUCUAAGCAGUUUUCAUAAUAAUUGGAAAAAUCCGGGAAAAAAUGUAGGAAAAUCGGUAAAAUGUAUUCGGGAAAACAAUGCGAUUAUUAUUUUCAACUUUGUUUUUUUUUUUUGGAAUUCGUUCAAAAUGUUCAUAGAUACUUGAAAUUUUGAAUGAAAACUUAUAUUUGCUUUUUCUAGACGUAAUCAAAUUUUCUAAACGUCUGAGCCAUUUUCAAGCUAUUUAUAAACAUUUUAAUUUUGCGAGUGUUUACGUAAUUUGUAUUAUUGUAAUUAUUUGGUAAGUACUUAAUGGAUACAGUUGUUAGGCUUAACAGAAAUGGAUGAAAAUUUAACAGAAGUUUUAUUAUGUCAUACUUUGUGGUCAAAAAAAAACUUGAGUUUAAUGUAGUAUUUUUAUUUUAUAAGAAUUUUAAUAUUAAAUUUUGAUGAAAAUCGUAAAUAUUACAGCGUAUCAAAAAAUUAACAUAAUAUUAUGGAGUUUUUAGCUAUACUAUCAUACAACUUUUAUAUUAAUACACAUGCUUAAUUGCUUAAAUAUUUUUAAUAAUUUCGUAUUUUAGAUUCUAAGUGGAGCAAAGAAGCUUAUGGUUUAACAAUGAUGUAUUAUUUUUCUGUGGGUAACUUUUCUUCCAGCAAUUUUGGUCCGAUUUUCAAUGAUAACACUUUUUCUGAAAAGAAAUCUGACAAAGAAGGUACUUUAGCGAAGUUAAUUGAUUAUAUUAUAAUAUUAAUAAAUUAUGAUAAUUUUUUAAGCAUUAUAUAAUCUGUAGUAAUCGCGCACUUUACCACAAGAAUAUUGUAGGUAGGUAUAAUGUAUACAAUAUACAUAUUACAAUAUUUUGUGUCGGAUAUUAACGCACGAUUUUUUAAUUAUCUAAUUAUUGUCCUUGGGCUAUUCGGUUUUCCUCGUGAUAUCCUGUACAACACAAGGAGCCUAUACUGCAGUGCAUAUUGGUACAAAUUAUGUUCCUGUUAUGUUUAUAAUACUUAAUAUAAUAAUAGUAUAUGGUAUAUUAUGUGUAAAGCUAUCUGUUUUUCGCGGGUUAUUAUCAUCGCGUAUUAUAUCGUAUUUAAUGCUCGCGGUUGAAGGAGGCUUAUUAAUUUGACGUUCAAUAAUAUUAUAAUAUUAAAUAUCGUAUUUUAUUCAUUCGGCCGUGGUAGUAACUAGUAGGUGCAUAGUAUUUUUACUAUCAUAAUCGCCAAUAAUUAAUCAAUUCAUUAUAGGCAUUACGCGCGUUUACGUCAUUACCCGAGUCGAUAAACACACGUUCGUAUUCACACACACACACACACGACUUCUUAGUUAUCUAUACAAUUAUUUAGCUAUAUAACGAUAUAUUUUAUUAACCGCGUGAAGAAUAUUUGAAAAAAAAAAAUUUAAAUUAAAAAAACAUAAACAAAACAAACAAGAAUAUAAAUUCUCGCGUGACCUAGAAAAUAACGUCGCUAUUAUUUACACCUAUAUACUUGUGCGAAAAAAUCCCUUUAUCAUAAACCAAUCAACACAAACCAGUAAAUAGUGGUGUUUAUACUCUUUAUUAUUAUAAUAUGAGUAGCCAUACUGGGGGAAAAGGGACUUAAUAACCUUCGAUUGGCUGUAAUAAAAUUGUGAUGUUACGGAGUUCGCGCACGAGUAUAAUAAAUGAAUCCAGUCGAUUUGAUCUAAACGGUGUAUUACGUAGGUACACGAAGCAAUCAAAUCGAUAAAAAAAAAAAAAAAUAACACCAAAAAGUGAUAUUCUACCUGAAUUUAUACUUUUACAAUAUGUAGAAAGCGCAGGAAGUAAUAUUAUUUAAGGAUGUGUCGAACUACUAUUCGAACUGUUCGAACACGAACUCGAAUCUUAUUAGAACUAUUUUCGAACUCACGGACUUUAAAAUAAUAAAACAAUUUGGAAACUUAACCUAUAUAUACAUAUAGUACGUUGGUUCUUAUUUGAGUAAUGGUGGAAUUUUUUGUUGACGCCCCCUAACUUAGUUCAAAAGUAAAAAAAUAUUGAGCCCUAUUUGAGCUUCCUAGGAUAUUUUUUUUGUCCUCCUGUAACGAGGUUAAGUUUUCCAUUUAGAAUACAUUGGGUUUUUCGUUUAUUCUGAAUUUUGUUUACAUAAAGUGUAAAGAAUUGACGUAAACAUUUUUUCUUGCAUGAAAGAAAUCGCUUAUCGAGGAGAGGAUACUUUAAAGGCAAUAAUAAUAAUGAAAAAAAAGAAUAUCAAGAAUUUUAUGCCAUUUUCUUUCUGUUCGUAAUUCAUUUUUUCUCAAUUUCCUUAAAUUUAGUCAAAAUAUCCGGAAAAUUGAUGAUUUUUAGCGUGGUAAAUGUUUAAAAAUCGUUUGAACAUCGAAUAUGGGUUAUUCUGUAUCAACUAUUAAUAUAAACAAUAUUAAUUAUUAUUUAACUAACAAAAAUUAGAUAAUUAAUAGUAAUAAAUUAAUAUUAACAUUUUAUAUCAAAAUUAUUAAAGUUUACAAGAAUUAAAGUUAUUGUAUGCUCUAUUUACAAUAACAUAUUUGCUACAUCAAUCGAAAACGGGUAACAACAUGUGGUUAUACUAAUUUGAUUUAUCGAUAGUAACAACUUUGGAAUUGAUUUUCUUUUUCAAUAGUCGCGGAAUGCACAAUCUGGUUUCAUUAGACCUGUGAUAUACUGAAUACUGAUAUAGGUAAGUAUAAUAUAGUUAUACUAAGUAACAAUUAGAGACUGGAUUUCAUUUAUAAUCUACGAAAGGGCGCUUAAUAAAUCAAAAAAACCCUUUAAAAAAAGUAAAAAUGAUAGAGGAGCUUAAAAGUUUCCCUCUGAUGGCUCUCACGUAUUAAAUUAAAUUUCUUAACACUAAAAAAAUGAUUUCUUUUAAAUAAAAGUUGUUUUUUCUUUUGUGGAUUUUAGAACAUUAUAUAAAUCCGGUCUCUGAAUAAAUAUCUAGGUACGCACUGCAUAAAUAAAUUGUACAAUAAUAAGGUGUACACGAUAAUUUCGAACGUCAAAAUUAAAAGUUUUUAUCCCGUGACUUUGCCAAAACAAAUAUAUUAUAAUGUUUUAGAGCUGUUUGCCAGCUAUGAAAAUAUACAACAACGCACAUCAUCGUCAUCGUUGUCGUCGUCGUGUACGAGUCUAUUAUUAUAAUAACAAUAAUAAUAAUAAUAAUAAUCAUUAUUACUAUUAUUAUAUUGUUUGUAGGUAUUCCGACAAACAAUAAAACCUUCAAAAAUUCAAUAACAAAAUAUCUCACAGCAAUCUCAAUAAGAAAAAAAAAAAAAAAAACAUUGGGCAGGCAGGUUUAUAAUACAGUGUAUUAUUAUAUAUAGGUAAGGCACAUGCUAUUAUAAUUAUAUUAUAUAUUAUACUCACCUAGGUGCUAUACUUACUUUUAAUAAUCCGAAAUAAUUAAAUCGGAUAUUAUAAUUUUAUUAUUGUUAUUUUUGUUAUUAUUGCGGUGUCUCGACGUGUUUUUAUUUUCUAAUUACCAACCGGCUAUAUUAUAAUAUUUAAUCGGCAGUCUACGGCGACGGCGGUACCCACCUAUAUUACAAUAAUAAUUACCAUGUAUAGAUAGGCACCUAGACCUAUUAUACCUAUACCGUGGUAUACAUAAUAUACAAAAAUAAUAUUCAUUUCUAAUUUCUAUCUUUUCAACAAUUCACGCCUUUAGGAAAACCUAAACGAGUCUUAAAUAUUAUAUAUUUUAUUAGUAGCGAUGGCGGAUUGUGAAUGGCUCAUGGGGGAUGACAUGUAGAUCAUCGCCUCCAACCCGUUGAAUUUUUUUUCUUUCAAAAAAUUGUUACAUGAAUGAUUACCGUGCAUUGAGAUGCCUGCCCGAGACCAUACAAAUGGGUGGGGUGGGAGUGUCCAGCGGUGGCUUUCGUUUGGACGUGAAAAAUUUGAGUUUUGGACUUUUCCUUGAAAUUUGUUUUUCAGUUACGGUGUCGUGACUCGUGAGUGGACCUUAAAUUAUUAUGAUAUACCUGCAGUUACCUUGGAUGAGCCACUGAUUAGUUUAGUAAGUACUCAUCGAAUACUAUUAUCAUUUUGAUCGAGCAAAAUUUUACUUACAACAACAUUAAUAUAUAUAGUUGUAAAUUAUAAUCGUAUCCAUAAGUAGGCGAUUUAUAAUGUAAAAUAACAAAACACGCAUAUUCAGUAACCAAUAACUACUAAGUAAUACUUAUCCAUAAAUUUCAUUACCUACUUAUAACAGUUAGACCCCUAUUAUUGAAACAUUUAAUAUUAAAUAGAUUAGAUACUCUAUAUUAUUCAGUGGUGCGAACAGGGCAGGGGGUUAUAUCCCAGUCCUCUCCUAAUUUUUCUUUUACGAAUUCUACGCAGGUACCUACCUACCUAAUACCAUUUAUUAUAAUAUACAGUACAUACAAUCAGUGGUAAUACGUAUAGUUGAAUAAUUUUUAUCGCAAUUACAGGCAUUACAUUUCCUUAUAAUUUUAAUAAAUACGUGCACGUCGUCUAUUAAGUAAUUAUUUAUUAUCCAAAAUACCUGUCCAGAAAUUUGUUUGAGAUUUAUAAUUCCCCGCUCAAAAAUUAAAACUAGCUGGUUGCGCCAUUGCCUUUAUUAUUCGCGAUUAAAAUUUUAAAUCUUAAUGGUACCUACCUAGGUAAUUAUAUACUUAGGUAAUAUAGAAAUAAUUAUUACAUAGGUCAUACCUAGGUACAUAGCAAUUUACAUAGAUUCAAACUUAAUACAUUUUUAGUGAAUCUGUUAUUAAUGAUAAUACCUAGUUAAUAAAAACAAAAACAAGAAAAAAAACACAUUUAAAUCAUCAUACCUGACGUUAAUGAUGAAUUCAAUUAGUUAUAUUUUUUAUCGAUAUCGCAUGACAAUAAUAUUAUUAUACAUAUUUUAGAUUUAUGUAGACAAACAUUACUCAUCGCAGUGGCGUAUUUACGAGGAAGAUUAGAGAGAUAUUACUAGGCACAUAGAUUAUUACCUAUAAAAUAUUUAAAAAUUCAAUAUCUCCCUCCUUUGCAAAAUCUUAAGUACGCCACUGACUCAUCGUUAUGUGUUUUAGAAAAUUACGUAAUUUAAUUGUUUGCUAUUGUAUUUAUUGUGCGAACGAAAGUUUAUAAUAAUUUUUUUUGAGUGUUGAAAAUUGACUAAGAGAAAAGGUUUGGAACCCCUGCGCGUCCAUCCGAGACAGCCGCAAGCCGGGGCCAGCGCCGUAUAUUGUGCGACAGGAUUGAUUCUAAGAUUAUUAUUAUUAUGUCGCUAGGUUCAGACGAGUAGAUUUCAAUUAGUGCUCUUUUACAAUAAAUUCUAUUAGCAUCAUUGAGUUAAACUUUUUUUUUUCCUUCAAUUUCCACCCGUUGUAGUUAGUCAUUUAAAGAAAUUACAUUUGAUAAAUAAAUCUGUUAACAGUCCCCACGGCACGUACACACAUUUCAAUUCAGUAACCGUUCAGCUCUUGGCCCACUACGUUCGUGUUACUAGUACAUUGCACUUCUACAAAGAUCAGAUUUUUUUUUAACUAUACCCAUCCUACUGAUCUGGUCGUGCUUCCGAAAUGGCCAACGGUCUAAAAAAACUCGACGAAUACAAUUUGACUGUACUCCGUGAACAACUAUCGUUGCCUGCAAAUAAAUACUGCUUCGACUGUCACCAAAGAGGACCGACAUAUGUGAACGUUACCAUAGGCUCCUUCGUAUGCACAUCAUGUUCUGGAUUAUUGUAAGUACCUAACUACUUAAUAAUUAGAAAACCAAUAAUAGUUAAUUAUAUGACAUAUAAAUCAAUAUAUGUCCUCGACAAGGCUCCCGUAUACUUAUACAAAAAUUUGAACUUUUAAAUGCUGCUUUACUACAAUAACUGUAGGUUCCCAAAUUAUAUAAGUAUUUGCUUAAUACCGACCUAUACAAUUUAUUUAUUUAUUUUAAUUUUAAUCACUAAAUAAAUACAAACAUUUUGUUUACAAAAUAAUUUUUUACCUAUAUGUCGGAGUACCUAAUACCUAGGUAUUCUUAGAUUAAUAUACUUAGAUACCUAGGUACCUAAUUUAUUUUAUUUUUAUUGAAUGCAAGAUGUCUUUUGGGUAAUUAUAGAAAGAGUGUUUAAUAUUUUCAUUACUGAUAAAAUUCAUUCACAUAAGUUGGUCGGUACCGACAUUUAUGAUAAUUUCCAUAAACAAUAAACAUAUAGAUACCUAGGUAGUUACUAUAAAUGAAUUUGAAUGGAUUUUCAUUAAAUUAAGAAUUUUUCCAAGAUAAUUUCACACAUUGAUUUGAUAACAUUUUAGCCCAUAAAUACCUAUAUGUCUUAUUAAAUUAAAGUUUAUUUACAAUAUAAUAAUGACUAAUUUUAUUUUAAAUUUUGUAAGUUUAUUUACUAAAAACAUAUUUUUUUUUUAAAUUAUGUUUUUAUUUACUUUAACCUAAGUAGUUGUUUUUGGUCUGUGCAUUUUUCCCCUGACCCUUAUACAAAAUGUAAACUGUAGUUAUAUUUUAAAUUAUAACAUUGCAAAAAAAAUUUCACUGGUAAUAUUUAUUUAUUGAUCUGUUGAUCUGUUAUCACUAGAAACUAAUGUGAACAUUUUUCUAAUGUUAUAAAAUAUUUUAAAAAUAUUUUUGGAAAUAUUAAUAUUUGAAUGUCAUUUAUUGCUAAACCUACAUUUAACCUAUCUAUUAAAUUUACACUUUAACUUAAAAAUAAUAUCAUGACGGAUAUUUUAAGAUAAUAUACUUAAUUUUAUAAUAUUUAUAGCUAAAUACACUCCAAGAAAAUGUGAAUCUAAAAACAUGAGAAUAUACCAUGGUGUUUGUUCUAAAAUUCUACACGGUAACAACAAAUAAAUAUUUAAAUUAUGAUAACAACACAGGACAUUAAAAAAUUAUGUCUUAAUUGGAAUCUAAUUUUUUCAUUAUUUGCACCUACAAAUAUAUAAAAUAAAAAAAAAAAAAUGUGUAGGCUAGGUUUUUACUAAGUAUUAUUGGAAUCCCAUCCAGAAGAAUAUUCGACAUAAUUCUACUUUAGGGCCCAGGCGAUUUUUUGGAAUUUUUUUUUCAAAAUGUGUGUUUUUUCAUGCUAAAUUUAAUGCUGCUUUAUAAAAAAGUCUGUCAAUCUUCUUUCGGAAGUUAUUGUCAAAAAACUUCAAAAUUUUCGGUUUUUCUAAAAAUUGUGUUUUUAUUAAUAUUUUUGAAAGAUUUUUUUUUAAUUCAUAGUAUUUUUAUGCUAGCAUUUUGGUGAAAUUAGAAUUUACCAAUCAUACUUAUUUUUUCUGUUAAUGUCAAUAAACCAUGUAAAAUUUAACUGUAAAGUUAUUUCAAACAUUUGCAUAUUAAGAUAACUCAAAAUUGACUUUUUGGAAUUUUUUUUCAUUCGGUGGAUACACUAAGAAGUUUUUGGUGAAAUCAGAAUAUAGAAUAUGGAAAUAAUUUCGGAGUUAUAGCAAUUUAAAGUUGGUAAAAAAUAUGUAUCGUUUUAAAUAGUACAUUAUUGCAUUAUUAGUAUUAUAUUGCUUUCAUUAAUUUGUAACUGGUACACUCUAAAUACUUUUUCGGUUUUCCCUAUUAACUACCCGACGUGGUUUUGAAAAAAAUUUCGAAAGAUAUUAAUUUUUGAUAGUUUAAAUAUAAAAACACAAUUUUUGGAAAAACCGAAAAUUUUGAAGUUUUUUGACCAUAAUUUCCAAACAAAGUAUGACCGACUUUUUUAUAAAGCAGCAUUAAAUCAAGAAAGAAAAAACACACAUUUUGAAAAAAAAAUUCCAAAAAAUCGCCUGGGCCCUAAGGUAGAAUCGUUCAGAAUAUUUAAAAACCCUCACUAUCUAAAACAUAUUGUUUACUUUUAACAAAAAACUCUGAAAAUACUAUUUUUGUUAUCUUCUUAUAUUAUAGUGUACUUACAUAUUAUAUUAUAUUAUUAUCUUAUAUCAAUAAAAACUAUUACCUAAUUAGGUCUCCAAAAAAGUAUCUCUGGAAUUAUUUAUUCAUUUAUGGUAUAUACCUAGGUAAUUAUAUUUUAUUAAUUUAUCAUAAAUUACUUUAUUACUACUUAGCAUUUAGGUACAUAAUAAUUGUAUGAUAAAAUUUCAAUGAAUAGGUAGGGUAUUACACAUUUGGGUUACCUAUCUACAUGCAAGUAUUUAAAUUAUACAUCUAUCUAUUUUUUUAGUAUUAGGUACAAAUAUAUUUGGUAUUUAUAUUGAGUAAAAUUAAUGUUUUAUUUGAAGAAUAUAUAAUUAGGUACCUGCAUUUUGGUAUUUUAGUUUUCCAUUAUGUAAGAAAUUAUUGAUUUUAUUGUAAGUUUUCAAAACAAUUGUUAAGAUAAGUACCUUGGUAGGUAUAUCAUAUUUGUUUUAAAGCCUAAAUAUGUAGGAACACUUCAUUAUUAUUUUAUAGUUAUAAUAAUAACAAUAUAAUAAUAUUGUACAACAUUAAUGUUAAUAAGUGUAAUUUAUAGUAUCCCAAUUAAUUUGGUACCUAAUUCAUUAUGGUUUAAUGAACUUACAGUUUAUACAUACUUAUAUUAUGUACUGAUAGACAGUAGUAUAAAUGUUUAAAUGUUAAUAAAAUCACUUUAUAAUGUAAUUCUCUGUCUAUUUUGUCACUCAUUAAUCUCCUUAAUGCUAUUAUUUUAAUUAUGUGUGAUUUAUUAUAGGUACUUAAUAUUAACCACUAAGUGUCUCCUAUUAUACUGUCAUGUUUAUUAUGUUAAUAUUAAUUAAAUUAACAUUAAUUGAUUUACAGUUUUAAAAAUGUUAAAUAAUUAUGUAGUUUAAUGUAAUAUGUUUAGUCAGAUGUUGCAUAUUAUAUAUAAAGCGGCAUUUCUGAAUUGCACUUUUAGCCUGAGCCAGUCUUGUUAUGGUUUAACUACAGUCCAGGUAGCCAAGAUAAUUGAAUUGUGAUUAAUGACAAAUUUUAGGUAGCCAAGAUAACUGAAAAGUACCAAAAUUUGAUACUUAUACUAUAAAUACCUAAAAUUAAAAUUUUUUUUUUUUAAAUAGGUACUAUGAUAAUAAUAAUAAUAACAAUUAUUAUUAUAAUUAAUAAUAUAAUAUAAAAUUGUGUUAUUGUAAGGGUUAUUGUAGUAUUGUGCUAUUUUAAUUUUUCAAUAAAAACUUAUCAUGUUCAUAAUUUAUGUAAUUUUGUCAAAAAUUUAAAAUUAUUUUUGGGUUUAGAAAAAAAUAUUAAAUAAAAAAAUAAAAAAAAACAUAAACAAAAUACGUACCUAGAAAUAAUGGAAUAUUUUGUUCAAAAGUAUUUAAUAUAGUAUUUGAAUACGUUACAACACUAAGAACCAUUCUCACCAAUUUUUAAAAAAAGACGUUUGUAUGAUUAUUAAACUGAGUUUAUGGCUGACAACUGAUCACAAUCAGUCGAUUAUAUCUUACAAAUUCCGUUUAAAAAUUGUAAUAUUGUAACAUAUUAUGUUUUAAAAUUUUUAUUUAGGUUUGACACUAUUGUGCUAAGGUUCUAAGAAAUUAUUUCUUUAUAAGAUUCAUUUUUAGAUUUGUUGGGAUGGGAUCUAUUGGUCAGAUUUUACUAUGUAAAUUUAGUGUUUAUUUAUUCAAACAUUUUUUUUUCUGUCAACGAAACAACUUUUCUACAAAAAAUGUUGCUCUGAUUUUCAAGUGUAGUACUCAACUCCUACAACAGUGCCUACCUAUCGUGCAAAGUAUGUUUUUGUGUUUUUUAUUGUAAUUCAGUAAUUCUUAUUCUCAAUAAUUGUAAUUCUUAGAGAUUUGAAAAUUUGACGGAAAACUUAUAUUUGUCUUUUCUAGACAUAGUACAAUUUUGAAAACAUUUUAUCGACUUUUUUUAGUUAGUUAUAGCUUUAUAUAUUGGCAUAUAUAUUUAUAAGAUUUUUACAUUGAUUUUAUUUGAUAGGUACUUUGUGGAUAUAAUUGUUUGACCAAACAAAAAUGCUUGAAAAAUUAAGAUGAGAUUUAUUAUAAGUUGUAGAUAGUGGUAAAAAAAAAAAAAAAUAGAGUGUAAUGUAGUAAUUUUUUUAUAAUAGUUUUAAGAUCAAGUUUUGAUGAAAAUCGCAAAUAUCAUGGCCUUUCAAAUCAGGUAUAACCAAACUUUAUGUAUCUUACUUUCCUAACUUCCAUCUACAACAAUGGUGUAUACAUUAGCAAAAUCAGACAUUUUUUUGUUUUUAAUUAUUCGUAGGUGAUUAAUUUUUCACCAAAGAUAAUUGUUUUUGGAUAAAUAAAAUUGUGAUAAAUGCAUUUCUUAAAUAUUACUUUGUCUAUAUUUUUUUCAUCUUUAUGGUUAAAUCAUUUCUAAUUUUUAUGUAGUUUUAGUUAAAAUUUAUUUUAGUGUGUUUAUAACAAAGAUCCAAAUUAAAAUUUUUACUCUUAAAAUCAUCUCAUAAAUAAAAAUAGUUUAUAAUUUUUUUCCAGUUAAAUUCAAUUAUUUUGUAUGUAAUUUAUGUGUUUUAAUAAUGGUAAUGACUAAUAUAUUAUUGAAAACCUUACUUUAGUUAAAUAUGAGUGAUUAAGUAGGUAGGUACUAUAAAAUUUCAACCUAAGAAUACUUACUUUUCACAUGUAGAACUGGAUGUUGUACAUAGUAAAAGGAUUGAAAAAUAUAAUUACAUAUUAAAAUUGACUAACUCUCAUAGUUAACAGUGGGAGGAUAGUGUUCUAAAUUGUUGACGAUUGUGAUUAUUUGUUAAAUUUUUUUCCCAAAUGGUUUAUAUAAUGGCCUGUUAUGUGUCAAUAAAAUGACAGAUACACAUAUGGCGGAUGUAUGAUAAACAUAAUUGCAUAGUUAUAAAACAGCAAGUUGUGUGGCAUGUUUUUUUUAAAAUUGCAUAUUUAUUUCAUAGACGAGGACUAACUCCACCGCAUAGAGUUAAAAGUAUUUCAAUGGCUACAUUUAACACCGAAGAAAUCGACUUCAUCAAAUCAAGAGGAAACGAGGUAAAUUAAAACAAAAUUGUAUUAUGUAUAUUUUAGAAACUCUUAAAUUUUUUUCUUAUCAUACUGGUUAGAUAUUGUGAAUUUUACCAAUGCACGCCUAUAUUAUAAAUAAUAAAUUUAAUUGGUAACACAUAAUAUAUAUUUAUACAUAUUCCUUAUUUAAGGGUUUGAAGUAUAGAUGUACAUAUUUUUUCUACAGAACCUAAUGUAAUUAGCUUAAUUUUAAUACAAAAUAUUAUUAUUUGCAUUAAAUUGAAUUUUCCCAAAACUGAUUCAGCCUAGUUUUUAUUGAUUUACUUUUUAGUUAGCAAAAUAAUAAUAAAUAGUGUACAAUAUUACAUGUCUGAAAUUAAAAUACAUUUAUUUUACUUUCUCCAUUACUUCACUAUGGACAAUGAAUAUUCCUAUUAUAUAUGGUGUCAUAAAUCUUGUUCCGCUGUUCAGGUUAAACCAUAAUAAUGAGUUGUAGACCAAAAUCAUACUAAAAUGAAUUAUUAAAGAAAAUUGAAUUAUGAAAACUUAGGUAAAUAUUAUUAAAAUAUUUAGAGCGUAAAAACAGUAAUUUUACUCUUCAAGAUUUAGAGAACGUAAUAAUAAUUGUAAUUUAUAUGUUUGUACAUACUUGUACAAUAAGUUAUUAUUAUAAUGAUAUGUUGUAUUCAUAAUAGUUUUAAUAUAUUUAUAAAAAUUGGAUUAUUAUUUAACAGUACUUAAUGCAAACCUAAUGUUAUUUUCAGAUUGUAAGUAGGCACCCAUUUUCGUUCCAAACUACCGAUUUUAGGGUUUUCUGUUUGGCAUUCUGCGAAACCUUGCUUUGCUUUCAUCUCGGCUUCUUAAUUUUCCAAUCGAUUUUGAUAACAGUUUACAGGAAGGUGUGUUGUGUGGAUUGACAUAUCAAUUGUGUAGUUGACAAAUUAAUUUAAGGGUGGUUUUUUUUUUUUUUUUACAUAAAACCCGGAGAUAAACUAUUUUAUUUUUCAUGCGUCCCAUUUUUGGUUUUUGAUUUUGUUCAAGAAAGUAGCACAAGGAAGUAAACACUUUCAUUGAAAAUUUGUCUAAACAUAAUGAAAUUAGACAUGUUAACUAUAUCAAUAUUAAAUAAAAUAUUUAAAGAGGAUGUAGAAUAUUUGUUAUCUUUUAUCUUUCCAACAUAUACUAUUAUGGAAAAAUGUGUUUUCAUACUUCUAAUAAUCUCAGACCUGAUUGUAUAAACUUAAUUUUGGUUUCAAAAUAAACAUACGAAGUUUCAUUAAAUGUUAGUAAAAGAUAUUUAUUUUUUUAACCAAUUUAAAUUUUCCCUUUAUAAAAAUAUUUUGGAAAAAAUUAUUUAAAAUCAGCAGAUUAAGGUUUAAAAAUAAAACUGUUCUGUAGACAUUUAGUAAAACUUCUGUUUAUUUUGUUACAAUGUUUUGGCACACGAGUUUAUGCAAACUGAACUACACUUGAGUACUAUUGGAGGUACAUUAACACAUUUUUCUUAUGUUACCUGUUAAAUCUUUAAGGAAAAUUCACGUUAGACAACCUGUGUAAAAUAUUUUAUAUUGUCGGCUACUUAGUAAAGCCUUGUAAAUUGAUUUCAUAAAAUUUUGCCAAACUGUUAAGAAAACCACAACAAAUUAACUACCCUAUGCACCAAAUAGAUCAAACUUUUUACAAGGUAAUUCCUAUAAAGUUUUUGAUUGGAGCAAGAUUUCUGUCAAAAAAGUUGUUUUCAGAUACAAACAAAAACGACAUAUGAGGUUUAGCUGAGUAGCUGAUGAUAUAUAAGUACGUAUAUAGUAUACACAUCACACAUUGCUAAAUUGAUAAGUGUAUGACAUGCACUCGGCCGGGAUUUUUUAAUAUUUCAUUGAUAUUGAAUAAAAAAUAGAUUAGGAUGCAUGUCUAUGCAUCCUAAUUGCAUCCAUAGAAAAAAAAAAAAAUCAAAAAUUAAUAGAUAUUUAAAAGGGAACGCGUAAAAACCUGAAGUGUAAAAACUUGGAUGGUACAAAUCUGGAAUAUAAAAUUUUAUGACUGAAAAAUACUUGAACAUUCAACAUAAGAUUCUUUAUAAGUUUUACGUGCGCGAGUUGUUUUAAAUAUUAAAUUCCAAAUUUUUACUAAUUUUAAAAGUUUAUAUUCCAGAUUUUUUCGUGGACCCAUUCGAAAUUACCCUAUUUUUACGAUUUUCAUUAGUUAUAAUUUUAAACGCUUGUAAAAAAAUAAUACUAAUGACAUUCAAUUUAAUUUGUUUAACAUCAAGUUCAACUGAUAACAAACCCUGUCUUAAAUUUUUGAGCAUUUUUGCAGGUUUAAACAAAUUUUAACCAUAUAAUAAAACCAAAUAAAAGCUCAAAAAUAGCUUGAUAAUUUCAAAUUGUUACAAGCGGCUCAAAAAUUGCCAGAUUGUUUUGAAAAUUAUAGCAUAUUAUCACGCUUAUAAAGAGUGCUAAUAUAACAUAUUAUAAAGCAUAUGCCAUUAUACUAUUUAUAAAUAGUAUAAUGUGUUAAUCGAUGAACAUUUCAGGCCCCUACCAUUAUUUUUAACCAAAGUACAAAAAAAAUUAAACGAAAAUAAUAGACAGUCGUUAUACCUAAAUUAAUUUUUCUGUUUAUCCUACGUUUUUUCCCUAUUAUUUUUUAAAAUUGUUAUAAUAAUUUAAGAAAAUUUCAGAGUUCUGAUAGAAAAGUUUUUACAAAUGAAAAACAAAAAAAACAACAGUAAAACAAAACUUCACUUCGUUCAGAGUUUAAACAUUUCUUAUUGAAAACUAUACAAUAUAAUAUAUUUUUAACCAUACCAUUUAUAUAAAUGUAUACAUAUUAUUGGGGACGAAAUUUCGGAUACCUCGCGAAUUAUUACGAAUUUCUCGUCAUACUAGAUUAUUGACAAUAUUUUUUCAAUCUUGAUUAUAAUAGGCGGAACUACGGAGUAGACAGCAUGCAGCUGCUUCUCCUGCGGAUACUUCCUCCAACUAUGAAUGUAUACGUUUUAUAGAUACCUUAUAUUAUAUAUUAGGUUUUAUAAUUUAAUCAUAGGCCAUACGUGUAUGGCUAAAAAAUAUUGAAAAGUCGUAGUCUCAUAUUUUUACAAUUUUUAACUAAAAACCAUGAAAUUUACCACCACCUUUUUUAGAAAUGACAUAAUUAGGCCAAUGAAAGGUAAUUCGGAGAAAACAAUAAAAAAUUACAUUAAAAAAACAAAUUUUAAAAUACUUCCAGAAUUCUUUUCGUACAUUUUCCCGUAAUUUCUACGUAUUUGUCGGUUUCGCUCAAUUAUUAAUAAAACUACAAGGAAAAUCAAAAAACGACGUUCUUGGUAACCAUCUAGAUUAAAAAUUCAACUAUAAAUAUCUCUUGAUGUUUCUAUAUUGGAGAAAUAUUUAUGGUAGAAAACAUAAGCAGUAUCAAUUUAAAAUAAUGAAAUCGUGCCGUAAUUUGAAAAAAAAAAAUCGUAUAUUUCGUCUUUUUUUUGUUUUCCCAAUUAUUAUGAAACAUAUUUUAUGUAUCAAGAAACAACUUUCUUUGUCAGUAGCAAAGUGUUAUAAGGAACAUAAUCGAUUUCUUAUCAUUUUUAGAUUGGAGUAAUAUUUAUGGUAGAAAAAAUAAGUUGAAUAUAUUAAAAUAUUAUACAAAGACGCUACAUUGCUGUAAAUAUUAAUCAAUUUUAAAUUUUCGGUUUUUCCUAAUUAUUAGGAAAAAUACUUCUGAUAUUCAAAAUCUACUUACGAUGUCAGUAGCGAAAUAUUGUAAGAAAUAAAAUCAAUCUCUUGUUAUUUUUAGUUUGGAGCAACAUUUCGAGUAGAAAACUUAAGUAUAACACAAUUAAUACCAUAAAAAGGGUAACGCCAUAUCGUGUCGUUACCGUGUUUUACCUAGAAUUGUCUUUCGGUUUUUUCCAAUUAUUUUUAAAACCCCUUGAAAAAUCAAAAACUUACCUCAAUGCACCAACUAAAGAAAAAAUAACUUUCUCACAGGACGAUUCUCUAUUUCGUAAAUAAAUGUUAAAAAUAUUUAGUCAAGGAAUAUUAAGUCACUUAGAAUUUGACGUCUUUUUAUUUUAGCGAUUCUAUACAUUGAUAAUUUACCCGAAUUUUAAACGAAUAAAAGUAUAAAAGCCAAUAAAAUAUUGAAUGACUUAAUCUAAACACAAUAAUAUUGUCAACAAUGAAUAAUAAAUUCAUACUUGAUAACACUUAAAAAAAAUUAAAGUUCAAUAAUUGGUUAAAGUUUAAACUUUCAAAGUUUUUAUGCGUUAUCUAGUCUAACGAAUCGUUUAUAUAUUUAUUAAGUGUUGUGUGUUUUAAAUAACUAACAAAAUCGAAUUAUUUCAGGAGUUCUUUGGUAAUGCACCUAUUAACACUUGACUGACUAACCUGGUACAAAGAAUCAUUACCUAUUCUUCUUUGGUAGCCAAAAAUUGGAUCAUAAAAAAUACCUAAAUUCCAUAAUGUAUUUACUAUUUAAACUAUAAUAUUUAGGUAGGUACUUGAUUAUACAUAUUAUUUUUUCCUUCUAAAUAUCAUGAUACAAUUCAAAUUUUUAGUAAUUAAUGAAGUAUAAUUAACUAUCAUUAGUUAGUUCAGUUAAAAAAAAUUUUAAUUUUAUACAUUAUUAAAAAAAAUUGAUACAUCUGAAUUUGAUAUUCAAAAUAGGGAUUGCCUUUUUAAAAAAAAAAAAAAAUUUUAUUGCGCAUGCUCAAAAUAUAAGAGUUAAAAAAAUUGUAAGUUGCAGGAAUUUAAGAUUUAAGAAGGCUGUUACAUUAUAUAUUAGGCUGUUUUGAAUUUUAAUUUUUUUUUUUUCGAAUUAAGACUGGAAAUUGCUUCCUUGUGGUCUCAAACCUAAUCGAAAAAAAAUGUUUAUUACUUGCUUAUUGUAUUUUUAGUUUUUCUAGUUAAAUAACAUAGGGAACUAACAAUACUUUAAUUUACUCAUUAGUUCGAAAGUUACCAGGUCGUUCAUAGAUUUUUUCUUGAAGAUCAAAAAAAUAUAUAUAGAAUUCGCUUGAAUCAAUCAAGUGAAAUGUUACUGAUAUAAGAAUAGCUCAUUCAUAGAAAUCUAUACUAAUUGAAUUUUAUGUACAUAUAAUGUAGUUUUACUUUUAGGUUUUUUCAUUUUCUACAAUUUUUUGAAGUUUUUGCAUAUGUGAAUAUUAUUAUGGUUUAUAAUCUAUUAUAAUAUUCAAUCUGUAGUCAGAGCACAUCAAAUGACAAGCUUUUUUCUUUCCAUAAGUUAAUAUCAUAUAAAUACUACUACUUAGUUCCCCUUCAUCAAAAAAAAAUUAUAUUGAGAAUAUCAAAAAGAAUAAAAGUUAUUUCAAGUGUUAGAUCAUUGUGGUCCACCACCGUAGAUGUAAUCAAGUUCAUAAAAAAUGGUUUGAAAAAUAUUGUAUUAAAGUAUCAACUAAGCAAUAAUAAAAUCCAGAUUCAAUAUUUGAUAUUUAUCAAUAGACAUUUUGAAAAAUAUAUAAAAAAAAAAAAUUAACACAGAAAAUUAUCUAGGUAAAUAGUGUUUUUAAUUAUGAAAUUCUUAGAAUCUGAGUGGUUUUUACUUUAUUUUAUGUAUCUAUUUAAAAUUAACUUAUAAUACACAUAAUUAUAUUUUCUAUUUUAACGAGUUUAGAUUUGGUUUGUUUUAUAUAUAUACACUAAAUAACAUGUUCUCAAUUGUUUAUUAAGUUAAUUUUGGCAGCAAUAAUUUCAUCAUCCUCAUGAUUACAUCAUUUGUAUUGGGCUUAUUUAUAUUUUGUUGACACAGUUAGUAGUAGUAGUAGUAAUAGUAAUGUUGUAUUGUGUAGUGUUUACAAAUAUUUAUUUUAUUUGAAGCAGCAGUGAUUCGUCUUUUGUCUAUUAAAUACUACUGCCAGAAAACAAUUUUUGGGUAAAAAAUUAUCCAUUAAUCAUUUUUAAUAUUAACUCAUUUUUUGAAUGAUUAAAUAGAUACAUCCAAAUAAGUAAAAAAAAUCUGUUGAAUGGGGUGGAUUCAUACAGAUUCUGAAAAAAUUUCAUUUUUCAUGAAAUAUAUUUGGUGUUAAAUUGCCCUCUUUUCUAAUGUAUCUGCAUAAAGUUUUCCUAGUUAAUUUGUUUAACCUAAAUAAUAUUAUAGUAUUUGAUAAAUAAAUAACAGUUUUAUCAAUUUUAAACUCAUUCAAAUUUAUUAUAAUUUAAACAAAUAAUCAACAUUUAAAAUUUAUUUAAAGGCACUUUUUUUGAGUUUUUCUAAUAAUUAUUAAUUUAUUAAGAUUUGUUGAUUCAAAGAUUAUGUUUAUUAUACUAAAUAAUAUACAUAUGCAAUAUUAUAUAAAUAUUCAAAUUCAUUCCAAAUUAAAUUGACUGUAUGUACCUAUGUUUAAUGUAAUAAGUAAACAAUUGUAAAAACUUAAUAUGAUUUGGUUAAUAAUGUAUGUAAUAUUUAUAAUAAACCUUUUCAAUUUUUAAUUUUUUUUCUACAUAUUUUAGAACUGUCAAAGAGUUUGGUUAGGAAUGUAUGACUCAAAACAACCUACCAAUGAUGAAAAACAAAUUAAAGAUUUCAUGGUAUCCAAAUAUGAAAAAAAAAUGUAUUACUCUGAUCCAGUUUCCCUAAAAUUAACAAAUGGUGUUCAGUCAAAAUCCACUAUUACUACUGUUACUUCAAGUUAUCAAGUAAUUAUAAAAUAUUUGUGUAGAGUUAAGUACUUAAUGUUGUAGUAUGUUAUUAUUUCCUUAUUCCAGUGGUUUUUAGCCUGGUUCCCAGGGGUUUCGUGGUUUAAUAUCAAGGGAGCCAUGUCUAAUAAUAAAUAUAGUAGAAUAAUAUAGUAAAUGUAUUUAUAUAUAUUUUUAUAUUAUUAUCAUUAUUUGUAAGGGAGCAGCUAAUUUAAAUUUAAAAAUCAGAAGAGCAGUGAACCUAAAAGGGUUGAAAACCACUACCCUAUUCAAUUUAAAAGUUUUAAAUCAAAUUAAAAUGAUCCAAUAUGCAAGGAAAUUAAACAUAUUAAUGUUUUCUUAUAAUUGAUAAAAUUUCUUACUUAAUUAGUUUAUUAUUACUUUGUUAGUAAAUAUAGCAAAUUUUUAUAAAACAAUUUUUUUUCAUAUAGAUUUAUUAUUAUUAUUUUAAUUUAUCAUUUAUUAAUUAUGACUAUGCUCAAAAUGUAUUGUUAAUUAAUUAAAUGAUUCAAUUAUUAGUAGGUAUACAUAAUAUAUUUUUUUUACAGUUAUAAAAAUAAUUGACUAGUCUGCUUACUACCUAUUGUAUCUAAUUUAAUUAAUUAAUACAAUUCUAUUUAAAGGUAGUUUUGAAUAUGUAAAAAUAUUUAAAUUGUUAAAUCUAAUACAUUGAUAUAAACUAACGCAUUUAAUACAAAUUUUGCAGUAUAUGUCAAAUUUAAUUGAUACUGACAUUUAAUAUUAUAUAAUUUCUCUGCAAUAUUAGAAAUAUUUAUUUAUGUGUUAAAAUUUAUUUACAGAAUCUUAGUAAUAAUAUUACUACACCAGUCAUAAAUAUAUCAACACCAAAUAAAUUUGAAUUUUUAAAAGAAGAACCUCCUAACCAAAAUCAAUCUCCUAUUCAUCAAACAUCUCAAUCUUUUGCAAAUUUUGAUAAUAAUCCAGCCUUUUCCACAUCUUUUGAUAAUUCAAACAACAUUGGUAUGUAUUACACUAAUAUAACUUUACAUUUAAAUUAUUAAAAAUGUAUGUAGGUUUUUAUUCUAUACCAUGAAUUUUCACUAGUGAAACUUAACCAAGAGUUUUUGAGUUUAAAUAUUGGAUCAAUAAUUGUUUGACUUCAAAUUAUGAUAUGAAUGUUAAAACUUGGUUAAAAUUUAUAUUAUUUUAUUUUAAUCUUAUGUUCAAUUUUUUUUUAAUACUUUACAUGCCUUAAAAUUUUUAAUGUACUUGAUAUUUAUAUAAUGAUGUUAUAAUUUUGUUGUAUAUAUUAUAUUUAAAUGUUUCAUAUUUAAUAAGUUAAAUUAAAAGCAAUUUAUACCUGUAAAUUUGCAUAAAUAUUUGUCCAUAAUUUUGCGAAAACAUCAGUUUCCUAUUAAUUUUUAUUUUAGUUCAAUAGCUGAUGUUGAGAAUGUCUAAGUACCUAGAAUAUUUUGCACAAAAAAAAUGGUGGAUUCAACAAGAAUGUAUAAAAUAGUAUUAUGACUUGUGGUUGAAUCAUGUGGAGAGAAGCAUUUUAUGUGACAAAAUAAUUCCAAUGAGAUUUACAUAAGUUCUAUAAUAGUGUGGUGAGACUUUGUUGUAUGGUUUGUUCUGUAGACAGAAAAAUAGAACCGAAUGAGUGUAGCAGAGAUGGGAAUGCUUAGGUUAGAGGUUUCCAGCUUUUUUUGAAACAGGACACCCUAAAAUAAUUUCUAAAAAUCUGGAGGUACCCUAUGAUGUUAUAUUGUGUAUUUAUACUUUUAUUUUAUACAUUUGGUUUUCUUUAGCUAGGUAUAUAAGUAACCUAACAUAUUAUGAUAACAGAUAUUAUAUUUAAUACAAAUUUAAAUAUUUUUAACAUAAAUUAUAUAAUUCUAAAUAGGUAAACUAUGAGACUAAUACUAAUUAUUAAUUUUUGAGAUACUUGGGCUUGUUUUUUUUAUACAUAUCCUUUAUUCAUGGUCUAAUUGUUAAAAGACAUUCUUUCAUUUUUUAUUCAAUGAACUCGAGCUUCAUCAUUUUAUUUGUCCACUUAAGAUUUAGGAAAGUUGAGAGGAGAUAGAAUAAGGAAUGAGUACACAAUUAGAGGAAAUAGAUUGCUAUGAUUUGGCUUGUAAUCAAAGAGCUAAUAGUAGUAGAAGGAAUGGUUAUGAAAAUAUAUUUAUGUGAAAAGAUAAAACUGAAAAAAAUGUAGUUGGAUGUGAUUAAGAAUGAUAUAAGAAUGACCUGUGCAUGAAAAGAUUAUGUGAGAGAUUGGGUCAAGUGAACAUUUUGGACAAGGACACCUGAGUUUAAAUGGUUGAGAUGUAAAAAAAAAUUGUUGAAUAUAUUAGCUAGAAUAAUUUAAAAAAAAAAAUGUAAAAUACACUUUUUAGUAAAAAAAUAAAUCUUAAUUUUUAUUGUAAAUAAUGUGAUAAGCUUGAUAAUUUAUUAUAUAUAUAGAUAUUCUAUAUUUUAUUUAAACUUUAUAAAGUUAGGAUAUUAAAAAUCUGACUAAUAUUCUAUUUAUACUACAUUAAUGAUUCAAUUUAAAAAUAAAAUAAUUAAUUAAAUACAAAUUUUAUUUUAAAAUUUUUUAUACCUUCAUAAACUGCAAUACAAAUAAAAAUGAUUUCACUUUCUGACUUAAGCUUUGAAGGAAUGGAAAGGUAAAAACGAUAACCUAAUAUUUAUUGGUUUCUGUUAAGACUUAAAUUUAAAGUUUGUUCAACCGCUACAAACUGGAUAUGUUGAUUAUUUGACAUCAAAUUCAAUACAUUUUUCACCAGCAAGGCAACCAAACAACAUAAAUAAUCGAUGGAGUGAGUUUUAAAUUGGUUUCAUGUUAUGAUUCCAAUUAGCCUUGAUUAUGUUUAUAAAGCUUGAAGAAUGUUUACAUGAUUGUUUGUAAUGGCACAAUUUUUUUUUAAAUUUAUUGGCUUGGUUAUAUUUUUGUUUUAAGUUUUAUCUAUUAAAUCCUAAUUUUGGGCACAACUAUCUUAGUUUAAAAAAAUAUAUUUUCUAUACAAUUUGUAUGUUAGGUUAUUAUUUUUCAGUUUGAACUUAAAAAUUACUAAUUUGAAAAAAAAAACCAGACUUUUCAUAAAAUUCAAUGCUUUAGAUGAGAGGUAGAUAUAUGUGAUAUUGGUUUGUUUAAAUACUGAAAACAAACAAUUAACCAUUGCAUUCAAAAAAUAAUUCUUAGUGGAUUACAUAACUUUGAAAAGUUUGCUAAUAUUAUAAUUGUUUUUUUUUUUUUUAUUUCAUAAUUUGUAUGUUAUGAAUAGUAUAUUUCCAAGAUAUAACCUUUAGAGUAUUUUUUCGACUGACAUUAGCUAUCUAGAACAUUCAUAGAUCUUAAUAAAAUUAAGUGUUUUGUGUAAUGUAUAAAUUCAUCAAUGGUGUAUCAAAUAUUACAAUACCUUUUAUUUUGUUUUAAUAAUAUAAAUGAAAUGUUGUCAAUACAUAUUGCUAUAUUUGAUUAUAGUUAAUAUAGAUACAAAUUUAUAUAAAUAGAAUAUUAAGAAGAACCUAUUUUUUUUUAAUUUUUCACCUAAAUAGUUUUAAAAUUGAUGAUGAAAAUAAUUUAAAAAUAUAUUAAAUUUCAGUUAUAAAUUGGUUUUCAAAUGUCUAAUGUAUUCUAAUAUUCCAAGUCUGACAAUGUAGUUAUUUAAAAUGUUUGGAAAAUAUAUUGCACAAGUAUUUGCACAACAAUUAAUAAUAUUAAUAAUUAUUAUUUUUAUACAUUAAAAAUUACCAACGCAUGUUAGUAUUUUGUGAGUGUAUUUUUAUUCCAUAAAAAAUUAAUUAGUAAUUUAUAGAAUUUUCCUAUAUUUUUUUUAUUUGGUGAUUUUUAUCAAUUAAAUUAUCUUUUAUUUUAAAACUUAUCUAUAAUCUAUAAACAUAAAAAAUGAACCCCAAUUAGUAUAGGGCCUGAAAUUAAAUUUUUUUUUUUUAGUUUUUGAGGUAGCACUAUUAUAUUAUCCCUUCAGUUUUAAAUGUAGUUCUUGUAUUUUUUCCAUGUAGUGUUAAACACUUUGCUGUAGCCAAUUUGCUGAUAUUAUGAUGAGGCAUAAUUUUUGAGACACCAAUUAGACAAUCAAUAAAUAAAUCAUCACUAUUUAAAAAAAAAAAAAAGAAAAAAAAUUAUUCCAAUUUUCAAUCAUAAUUAUUUUUAUAUUUAUAACAUGUAUAUGUUUAAUAUAAUAUUUUUAUUUAGCUUAUUCAGUAUUUUAGAAUUGUGAUUUUUGUUUUAUAGUAAUCAUUAAUAACAUGUAAUAUUAUAUCUGCACUAAAAUAAAUUAAAACAACAUGUUAAUGCCUAUUUGUUUAUUAUGCCAAUUAUUAUACAUUGUUGGACAUAUAAUUGUAGGUGUUGCAGUAGAAAGUACAAGUCCUAGUACUAGUUGGACAUCAAAUGGUUCACAAGCACCAUCUGAAGACCGUUAUGCUGCUUUAAAAGAUCUCGAUUAUUUGAUGAAAUCUCAAGUUCAACAAGACAUUACUCCACAAAUAGAUAAUAGUAACAAUUCUGCAUGGUGUAAGUAAAAAUAUUGUUUUAUUUUCAAGAGAAAAAUUAACUUCAAAUAAUCAUUAAAGGUUCUGACGCACCUUUGAAUGGUACAUGGAGCAGUCAGGUUUCAGAAAAUACAACCCAAAACCCUUUCAAAAGUAAUAACAUGUUAAUAUUUAUUUUAAAAAAAUCAAUUAUUUCUUACUACUAGUUUAUUUAUUUAUUUUACCUAAUUAUAGCAGACUCUGUUCAGGACAGUUGGACAACAUCAAACCAUGUAGUUAAUCCAUUUGUGAAUAACAAAACAGGUAUUUAUACUUUAGAGAACAUUUGUUUAAUUUAUUUUUUAUACUUUCAAUAUUUAUAGUUAUAUUCAUUAUACAUACAAUAUAAAAUCUAUUGUUUAUUGAUAUAUAUGAUGGUAAACUGAUAAUACAAUAGAUGAGCAAAGCUGAGUUAAUGACUUUUUAUGACUUUAAAGAUUGUAUAAUAUUCCUAUAUUCUAGUAUUAGUUUUUUUUUUUAGAUGAUUGGCAGAAUAAUAUUCAAUGGCCUAAUGGUUUAACUACUAGUCAAUCAAUGGGUUUUGAAGAUGUAAAGCCAUGGAGUGCAGACUUUUCCAACCCUUUUAAAGUAUAAUAAAAUUAUAUUUAUUACUUUGUACUUAUUUAAAAGCUUGGCAGUUAAUAUUAAAUUAUUUUUAUUUGUAUAGGUUGGAUCAUCUUCUCCAUUAAACAAACAUUCAAGCAAUCCAUUUUUAUAACACCUAUUUGUGGUCUGGCUAAACUAAAAGGAAAUACCAUACUAUCUGGUAAAUUUAAAAUAAAAACAUUAUGAUCAUGCAUAUUCAAAAAAAUAAUGGAUUUAUUUUAUUGUAUUUUAAUUGAAAUAAAAUAAAAAUAAAAAAAAAAACAAUGAAUAAAAUAUAAUUUAAUAGGAAUAUUAAUUAUUAGUAACAUUGUUAAGAUGCAUUAUAUAAUAACUUAUAAGCAUAAUAAGCUAUUAAUAUGGGCAACCUAUUUAGAACUUUUCCUACUUUCAAAUUCAUACAAAUAUCUAGUCUUGCAAAUAUUUGUAGUUUGUUUCAAAUUUUUACAUAUUUUUCCUGUUUGUUAUUUUUUUAAAAUGAAAAUUAAAUUUAAACUAUUUGUAUAAGUCUUGGACAUAAAGAUAAAUCAUUAGUUAUGUUAUUUCAUAUUUAUGUUUGCAAUAUUUCAAUGUUAUCAGUAUAUCAAAUAAAUUGAGUAACCUUAUAAUUAGUCAAUAUUAAAAAAAUAAAACAUUUUCAUUUUAUAAUAAUUUAUAGGUGUAUUCACCAACAAUUUUCUUUUCUAUACAAUAAUAGAGUCUUAACAAUAUGUCACUGGUGGCCUGGGGUAUAAACAGUUUACAGAAUAAGUUAAAGAAGUAUUAAAUAUUUUUCUAUUAUAAUUGACACUUAUUUCAGACUUCAAAACUAAAUAAACUAAACAAAUGUAUUUUGUAUACAUCAUUUAUUAUUGUUAUUCAUUAUUUAUUUCUUUUUUCUGUAAUUUAUGUCCAUUUGUGUUUGAAUUUGUAUGAGCAAACUAAUUUGUCAGUAUCAUCAUUAAUGUAUGGGACCAAGUUAUUGUAUGUUUAUCAGUUUGUGAUAUGACUAGAUUAUUAAGACUCAAAAUUGUAUGUAAUUUAUAGAGAUCUAUUUUAGUAUAUUCUUAUUUUUUUUCCCACAUAUAUCAAAGAUUAAUAUAAUCCUGUAUUAUUUUGUCAGUUUCAAUAUUUUUUUGACAUUUUCAUAUACCAUAAAGAUAAUAUUUUACAUUAUUUUUAGUUCAAGUAAAUGUUUAAUUUUCCAGUUUUAAAAUUUAAAUUUAUUAAAAAUUAUUUUAUGACUACAAAAUAUAUAGUUUUAUAUGUAUCUACAUGUUUGUUAUACAUUAUAUUAAAUUCUAUAAAAUAUUUAUUUUAUGUUAACAUUUAAGAAGGCUUUGUUAGGUUAAAGCAAUUAGUUAUAUUUAUGUAGAAAUAAGUGCAAUUUUUAAAUAUUGGGACUAUUGAAAAGUAUACGGUUUAUGCAUUAUAAGAUACCUAUCAUUAAGUUUCCUUGUAAAAAUCAAUAAUUUACUUUUAUUGAAUCUCUAUAUUUAUAUUAACAUAAUCAUAAUUUACUUAUAAUUAUAUCAUUCAUAUCUCCUACAUGUUAACUAUUAGAUUUUUAACAAUAUUUUUAUUUAAUUAUUAAUUUUAUUAAUUUGUUCAUAUUUUAUUAUAAUAUAAGUUCAUUUUGCAAAAACUCAUAUUGUAAGAUAGUGGCAUAACCAGGGGGAAAGUCCCGUGUCUGGUUCUCCUUUUAUCCUCGAUAUAUAUAAAAAUCUAUACAUCAAAAUAGUUUUUUAAUCUGGAAUUUUGAGGGGAAACAAUUUAACAAUUGUAUAAUAAUAUAAGGCUUUGGGCCCCUUAAAAACAUUCUAAUUGAAUCACUGUUCCAAAAUUUCUUAUCUGUAGUGAUUAACAUUAUUUAAUUAAUACUUUAAUUUUGAACAAAAUAUGAUUGACCUAAUUAAUUGACCAUGUGUUUUUAUAAUUUAGAAAUAUUUUUAAUUUUUAUAAUUAUUAUACAAUUGAAAACAAGUGUUAUCAUCAAAGCUAAAUAUUAUUUUAUUUAAUUUUUAAGUUAUAUAUGUUUAUGAAAGUUAACCUAAUUAUUUGUUGUUAAUCAUUUGAAUUAUUUAUAUUUAAAAAAUUAAUCAGAAUUUGUUUGAAAGGAAAAAAAAAUAUUUAGUUAUUUUAAAAAAUUGUUUAAAAAACAUUAAUAUCAUCUAGCAUCAAAUAAAUCAUGAUAAGCGGUAAGGAAAACUAUAAUGUACAUCAUAAAUUAAUAAUUUGCUGUAUUCUGACAGUAGUCAUUAAUUUAUGUUUAUAUCUUUUAAAAUAAUUUUUAUUUAGUAGCAUAUAAAUUAAUUAUAUUUAUUAUAUAUUUAUCCAGCAGUUUUCAUUUCUAUACUAGAAUUUAUUUGAUGCUAAAUUUGUUUAAAAUUAUAUAUGUACACACCAAAGUAUGUUAAUUAUGUUUAACAAAAUAUGUAACUGUGAUAAAUUUUUUUUAUUAUUUUUAUUUUACCUACACUUUGUUUUAUUUUGAAUGUUAAUUUCAGAUUAUUGUCAAGAAUAAGUUAAGUUUUGUUUAAAUAGUAUUAUUUUGAAUGGAUUUUAUUUCACAAAAUUGAUUAUUAUUUUCUGGCUGACAUAAACUAUAUUAGAUAAUUUUUGCAAUGUAUUUGUUACCACCAAUGAUAUAUAUAUAUAUAUAUAUAUAUAUAUAUUAAUUUUAAAAACCUAUAAAUAAAUACAAUUUCAAUUUCAAUUUUAUUAAAAUACUAAAAUGUCCAAAACACAAUUCAUAAUUAAUAACUCAGAGAUGCAGUUUGUUAUUGUAUAUCAUAGGCAGGUAUACUAAUUUAUUAUAUAGACAACUUAGAUAUUUAAACAGACAAAUAUUUUUUGAAUUUUUUCUUUGUUCUUAGUUCAUUGUGUUUUAACUAAUUGUUAGUUUAUCACAUACAUGUUUAAAAAAAAAUUUUAUUCACUAUACAACAUGAAAUUUGUCUAUGCUUUUUACCAGUAAAAUAUUUGUUUAUAAACUGUGCAGGGUGAUUCAGUGAUUCAGAUAGAUUUAUGAUUUUUUUUUUUAAAUAUCAUGUUAAUACAAAUAUUGGGCAAUGUUGUUUUAUUAUGUUUUUUUUGUACACGGAUAUUUAUGUUGAUUACAUUAUUUGAAACAGACAGGGUUAUGAAAAUUAAUUUAAUUAAUAAAAAAAAAAUGAGCACUGGAUCAUGCUUGACUAUUUAACUAUGUUUUAAAUUUAAAAUAACUUUAGUAUUUUAGUGAUAAGUAUUUCACUAUUCAAUUUAAUUAUGUUUUACCAACUCAAAAUUAGGAAUAUAUCAAUUCUAAAAUAUUAAAAUAAUUAUAAAUUUAUUUUUAAAUUAGGCUAAUUUGAUAUUAUACACUUAAUAAUGAUGUAAUUAAUAAUGAUUUUUGUUUUUUAAUAUCGCUAUUUACUUAGUGGCCAAUAUUACAAUAUUAUUAAUGAAUAAAACUCAUUAUUUUUAUAUUGUAUACUAAUAAAAUAUAUUUAAACACAAAGUUAAUGUUAACUGUUACCUAUUAGAAGCUUAUUAUGCAUUCAGCUUUUAGUAAGUCAAUAUAUUUUUUUAAAUUUCACUCUUAAAAUAAAUAAUAUGAACAGACACUUUCUUUAGAAUGUAAAGAACUUUUAUACCUAUUUAUUAUUAAUAUUCAUAAAUCUCCAGCUUAAUACAUAAUUUAAUAUUUAUACAGUGCUAUUUUCGGUUCAACUAUUUUGUGAUUUAGCUUUAUUAUAAUAAUUUUUAUUAAACUGUUGUAAAUGAUAAAAUUAUGUGUUAUAUUAACAUAGACACAAAUAAAGAGGGAUUGGAGGGCUUAACUCCCCAAAUAUUGUCUUUAUCAAAUAAAAACUAAGUAUACAUAAUCAAUAUAAUAAUAUUUGAGUUAUUUGCUCCUAUACAGUAGUUUGUAUAUAAUCUUGACAUUUCAAUUUUAUAUUCUGUAGUACUAUAAUAUCUAUUACUUUUUAAAGGAAUAAUAUUACACAAAUAAUCUGUAACAAAGAUAUAAUCAUAUUUUUAUGACUAAUGUGUUAAUAUUAUUUGUAUAACUUCAUUCAAAGUAUUUUUAUAAUACAUAUAUAUAUAUAUAUAAUAAGUACUUUCAAUCCAUUAUACAGUAAAAAAAAUAUUAUGUACCUAUACCGGUAUAGAAAUAUUUUUUUUAAAUUGAAAUAUUAUGUAACAUUGCUUCAUUAAAAUUAUAUUUAAGUAAUGAAAACUAUAAUUAAACUACCAUGAAACAUAUUAUAUCAUAUUUUGCAAUAAUUUAUUUUAUUUUUUUUUU